Cladophialophora bantiana CBS 173.52 is the source of this 3528-nucleotide messenger RNA. RefSeq lists its product as uncharacterized. Gene Ontology annotation, biological process: proteolysis; chromatin remodeling. The transcript is spliced from 3 exons. NCBI's taxonomy places the organism in Eukaryota, Fungi, Ascomycota, Eurotiomycetes, Chaetothyriales, Herpotrichiellaceae. Bases 1 to 3528 code for a protein of 1175 amino acids. The record is from RefSeq and is a predicted model, not a curated record. Gene Ontology annotation, molecular function: cysteine-type peptidase activity; histone demethylase activity. Gene Ontology annotation, cellular component: nucleus.
AUGCUUGAUAUUCCUCUUAACGUCGAGGACUGGUCGCCGUGGUCCUACGAAGACGCGUUCAAGGGUUAUCAAAAAAUCGUCAUUGGCAAGCCACCUCCCGUAGUCCCAACUACUUAUAAGUUGCCCUUUGGUAAUGUCCAACGGCAAUGGGUACGACGCCAAGGGGAUGUGUUACGGGUUAAAUCAAAGGUGCUACACUCGAAAGAGCUUGCGGACGUGGAAGCAUCGUUCCAAAAGGCGGUUCCAAUGUCACCUACUCGUAUGGAACCUUUAAACGAAUCAGAUCUUAUCGCGGCUUUGGAAAGAGCUCUAUCUAGUCAUUGUGCCUCAGAUAAGGAAUAUCUGGAGUACGCGGCAUACAGUGCACAUCACCCACAACGUCGGUUGGCACUGGGAUUGCCUGAACAUCCUCUCAUUAUCAACGAACGAUUAUCAAGAACCCGCCACCACAUACGAGGCAUCCACUCUAGUCUCGUCUAUUUUAGUCUCGGUCAGUCUUUCGACUUCAUCCACAAAGGUGAAGUCGAUCUUCAAUCUGCUACCUACCUUUGGCAUGGUCAUGCGAUCGUCUGGGUAGUCGUGUCGCCGAGGCAUUCUACAAAAUUGGAGUCGCGCAUGGUAGAACAUCUCGGUGUACAGCAUAAGUGCAGUCAAUUUGUACGUCACGAACAAAUCAUCGUCCUUCCAUCUACUCUGCGGUCCUGGGGUAUUGAUUUUAGUAUUUUUAUGCAGCUCCCCGGGGAUGCUGUGAGGACUGACUACCAGACGUAUCGCUAUCUGUGGAAAACGGGCCCUAAUUUGUUGGAGACUGUGAGUUGCUGCGAGGCAGACUGGGGCCUUCCACCACCGAUAUACGUGUACUGCGCGAAAGGAGACGCCAAAUGCGGCACGUGCUCCCGUGUCACCGCUGCCGCCAUGGAGAUUACCGAACCCCGACCAUUAGAGAUAUGCGAAUCCUCAGACGAAGAUGAGAUAAAUGCUGGAGCUGGGGAAUCCGAUCAACAAAGUUAUCGCAUCUUCGAGGACGCUAUGCUUAACACUGAGAAAUGUCAGCAGGAAGCAGCCAUGCCCGUAGACGGCCACGGUCUACUGAACAGAGAGAUAAAGGGAACUUCCGAUAAUACCCAAGGGGAUCCUAACGGCAUAGGCGUCCCGCAUAUAAGCCCUCUCGAAAACCCCGGUGCCCCAUUUUCGCCGCCCCUGGCCAGUUCGAACUCGACGGCUCUCAGCAGUAUUCAUCCAAGUCUUCCAAAACCGCAUAGCCACGUGGAUGAUCCUGAUGAUUUAUAUUCGAGCUUGUUUCUUUCAUCUCCCGACAAUUCCUCUAAUGCCAGCGGCAGCCUUGGAAAAAGUCGGAGUAUUUCACCUGGGAGUGACCACUACAUUUCGACAGCUCAUCUCUCCGCGCGGCGACUCCCUGCGCCCCCUCCGCCUAGGACGGUCACUACUUCGUCGCUCAACUCGCCGGAGGAUAUAUCGGAGGGCGAUAUAGGGGACAGCAGUUCUGAGCUUGAAUCCAAUGGUCCCGGUGAAGACAGACAUCUAGAUAGGGGGGAGCACAAUGAGGGUUCGCUAGCUGGAGGCAUCUCCAUUCCUCAACAAGGUUCACCACCAACUCCCUCCGGGUUUCUCCCAGAAGGCAGCAUCUUAGCCCCUUCGAUUCUAGGGGGCUCACUUGAUCAAUCAUUGGCGCUGAGAUCGUCCUCCGCAGUCGAUGUUAUCUCUAUCACAAGCAGUCCGGUGCCGGCAGAGGUCGAUGAAACAGAAGGCUACUCCAGAACGGCCCUUAGUCCUGGAAAGGCAGCACGCCUUCGAAGCAUCAAUUCUGAUACGCCGGGUAUGCAAAUUGUCCAGGACAUUGAAGACUUGAUUGAGGUUGGCGUCCAGAACUGGAAGGGCAUUGGGUGGAGAACGGUUCGACCCGAAGACACCGAAAAGAUUUUGACGAAAUUUCGACCCGACGAAUGGCUGAACGACGACACAAUCAUGGAAAUACUCUACCGCUUAACCAGCAAACGCGACGAUGUGCACGUCGUUCAAAGUCACGACUUUAGCGCCGCGUACGAGAAGGGCGAUACCAAAAGAGUACGCAGGUGGAAGUCACCCUCGAUCGUCUUGAUUCCUGUGUACCAACCAUCACACUGGUUUCUUGUCAGUCUGAACUUUGAACAUCGUAGAAUUACUAUGCACGAGAGGGAGGAGAGAGAUUACCCAGAAAUUAAGUUCUUUGUCUCGUCGCUGGUUGACAAAGUGGAAGAAUGGACGGUAGAGCAUCAAUGUACUCUCAAGAACGACGGCAAUAAUUGUGGCAUAAUCUUACUUAAAGAAGCUGAAGCUGUUCUCAACCCAAUCAUGGAAGACUUCCAGGACUUUAACCUCCUAAGAAAACGAUAUUUACUUGUUAUCCUCGAUGAUAUUAUGGAAGGGCAUCGCGAGGCUCCCGUCGACGAACCGAGUAACACCGCCGUAAAUGGCACUAAUUCUCCCAUAUCAAAUGCCGCGACUCAGAAGUCCCCUGUCGUGCAGCCCGGUCAACGCAAGAAAUCCGCCAAAAAGGGUAAACCUAUUCAACACAAGAAAUCCGCCAAAAAGGUGAACCUGGAUUGCCUUGCCUCCGCGCUCGGGGGCAAAGAAGUGCUGCAAGACUUUCAAGACAUGGUCAUCAUAUUGCGCGACAUGCCCAGAAAAGCUGGCUCUGACAUUGACAUGGCACUGCGUAUGCACGAUGAUGCUAGGGGCUAUCAGACGUCUCGCUCAGAACUCAGAGAUUCCUCAGACGACCUAUUGCAGAACUCCAAGUGGAACGUCGACAUUGCACUCCAGCUCUACAAUCACGAGAAUCCGUCUACGACAUCUUCGGCCCCGGAAGAAUGUCCUGGAGACACUCCAUCGAUUGGUGGUGACAAUGUCCAGACUGCCCUGCGCCUGUUCAAUCGAGGGCGAGGCUAUCAGAUGUUGGGUGCGCUUCAAAAAGAUAUUGCAGCACUUCAUAUCUCCCGGCUCUUCCGUAUUCUCACGGACGAGUUUCGCGAAGGCGCCAACGAACGUAAAAACGCCAAGCGUCGCAAAUAUAAUCGGAAACCACCACCUCCUGGGGAGCCAGGGAAGGGUGCUGACUCUUACGCUUACAAGAAGCUUCUUCAUGCCUCUGCUUCUCGAGAUACUUUACGGACUACGGAAGAUUUAAAAAGCGCGAACAGUCGUGGCUCACGUCUUCUACAGUACGAAGCCGUCUGUGGCCGCAACCACCCUCUGUGGAUGCUCCUGCCUGCCCGAAGCGUUCAAUGUUCCUUGCACCUUUCGUGUACGGUCAAGCAUUCUGAAUAUCGCAAGCUCGACGAAGAGCAAACACAGGUAUUGGUGGAUCACGUGAAAACACAGCACCCACGGUUGUGGGAAUCUUUGCCAAAGCUCGAACAGGAGACCGCGCGUAUUUUUCGCGGCGAGCCAAUCGAGCUCCAGUUCCUGCAAGCACUAGAAGAGGUUCUCGCUGCAUCUCCACGGAGCACAUCUCCCUCACCUUUUUGA